Miscanthus lutarioriparius is the source of this 1278-nucleotide messenger RNA. NCBI's taxonomy places the organism in Eukaryota, Viridiplantae, Streptophyta, Magnoliopsida, Poales, Poaceae. The record is from the annotation of a GenBank genome assembly.
AUGCCGUCGCCACAGACGAAAGCCAUGGGCGUGGUGGACAGGCUCAGCUACGAGAUAUUCUCCCUGCUCGAGAGCAAGUUCCUCUUCGGCGGCGGCGGCGGCGCCGGGUGCCUGUCCUCCUCCGGGCCCGGCACGCCGGCCAGAGCGUUUCUUGACGGUGGGCGCGUGCGGGUGCUGUCCAUCGACGGCUGCGGCGGCGCGGGCGCCGAGGACGCGCUCCUGGCGGCCGCGGCGCUCGCGAGGCUCGAGGCCGGGCUGCGGGAGCAGGCCGGGGACCCCGACGCGCGCGUCGCCGACUUCUUCGACGUGGUUGCGGGCGCCGGCGCGGGGGCCGUGCUGGCCGCGAUGCUGUUCCUGAGGGGCGCCGACGGGCGGCCGCGGUACACGGCGCAGGAGGCGCUCGCGUUCGUCGCCAGCAGCGUCGGGAGGAAGGAGAAGAACUGGGGCGGCCGGCGCGGGCGGGACACCGUGGCGCCGCUCCUCGUGCCUUGCUACGACCUCGCCACGGGCGCGCCCUUCGUGUUCUCGCGCGCCGACGCCGUCGAGAGCGACAGCCUCGACUUCCGCCUCCGCGACGUCUGCGCCGCGACCGGCGCCGACCGUGGCGCGCUCGCCGACGUGAGGUCCGUCGACGGCCUCACGGCCAUCGCCGCGGCGUGCGCGGGCGUGGCGGCCAUGGGCAACCCGGCAGCCGCCGCCGUUACGCACGUGCUGCACAACAAGCUGGAGUUCCCGCUCGCCACCAGCGUCGAGGACAUCCUCGUCUUCUCCAUCGGCACCGGCUCGUCCACCACCGUCUCUAGCGGGCCGAAGCCGAACACGCCAGUGCCGCCCACACGCGCACCGUCACCGCGGGAGCUGGCACGCGUCACCGACGAGGGUGUGGCGGACAUGGUGGACGAAUCAGUGGCCAUGGCGUUCGGGGACGCGUGUGGAAGCAACUAUGUCCGUAUCCAGGCCGGCAGAAAAUCGGCGCCUCUCCGCGCGGAGACGGCGGUCGCUACCGCAGAGGCGAUGCUGGCGCAGCGGAACGUGGAAUCGGUGCUAUUCCGCGGGCGGAGGCUGUCGGAGCGGACGAACGCCGAGAAAGUGGACACGCUGGUGACGGAGCUGGUCAAGGAGCAGGAGCGGCGGAGGAGCAGCCCGUUCCCUAACGUGGCCAUCAAGCAGGUUGCUACGCCGCGGCUGUCGUCGGCGACCACCGCAUCAUCGGGCACCACGACGGCGCGGACAACGUCGUCGAUGCCCUCGCCGGCGUCGUGGGAUUCUCGCCGAUAG